Messenger RNA from Halichondria panicea, 1209 nucleotides. RefSeq lists its product as uncharacterized. The transcript is spliced from 3 exons. NCBI's taxonomy places the organism in Eukaryota, Metazoa, Porifera, Demospongiae, Suberitida, Halichondriidae. Bases 504 to 1094 code for a protein of 196 amino acids. The record is from RefSeq and is a predicted model, not a curated record.
UGUUGGAGAUUCGUUGAGAUGGGAACUGCCAGAUGUUUCUGCUCCGAUCACUAUCCUCUCUACUGCUGGUCUCAAUGUACCACUAAUGCAGUCAGGUUACACUGUGACACUGAUUGCAUUCAACGACACUACAUUAACAUCUACUCUGUCAAAAACAGCAGUGAAUAGGAUCACUGUGUCCUGUGUGGAGCUUAGUAUGCCUGAUCUGACCACUAUAGGAUCUUCAACAAUCAGUUUGGUUGGUGAGUUGCAGUUAGUGUCUUGUCUAUUGUCUGUAUAUGCACUAAGUUACAUAAUUAGAUCCACCAGGACCACCGUCUACCAUCAGACACUCCACUCUGAGCAGCUCAGCUAAUGAAGUUAGUGUAUCUGUGCAGUGGAACCAUCCUACUGAGACUGGUGGUAGAGAUGACCUCACAUACACAGUGACAGUCUCACCUCCGGCCCAGCUCUCUGCUACUGUCCUCACAUCCACCUCUAUCACUGUGACUGCUCAAUACAAUAUGGACUACACUGUCAGUGUUGUGGCUAUCAACUGUGCUGGGAACAGUACAACAGCUGGGUACAACUUUAGGAUUGGUGGCUGUCCUGUGCUGACCAACCCCAUAAAUGUAGCCUUUGGACCAGUCUCCAGCAGAAUACCAGGAUCCACAGUAACCAUCCAGUGUGAUGCUGGAUAUGUGUCUGCUAUUGCUAUGGUGACAUGCGAGGGCAGUACAUUGAUAUGGAGUCCAGACCCUGAGGCUAUUGAGUGUACAUCACUAACCACAACUCCCCCUCCAAUAAACUGCACUGCUCCACUAUCCCCACCACUUGAACCAUCUACAGCUGCUCCUUGUAAUUGUGCCAGCCUAUCUGCAGCUGUCUCCACCAGUGUGGUUGUCACGGCAAUUCUAUUCACGAUAAUAGGAUUAUUUGUGGGACUCUUGAUAAUGUGUUUGCUCAUGCAUAAGAAGAAUUCGUGCUCUUCGUCAGCUAAAGAGCAAGCUAACGUAGGACCCACUGUACCAGCUGGUCCUGUUUAUGAGGAGGUGUCACCCAAAGAGGAGAUUGAAUUGAACACUAACCAGGCGUACGGACCACUAGGAUUGUAAAACUUUCAUCAACAGUUAAUUAAUGUACAUGUAAACAAUUAAUAUAGCACUACAUCCGUUCAUUAUCAACAACUUAAACAAUGUAAACAAUAACGUUGUUCAUUAAAAAGCUACU